UUGCUAAUAUUUUUAUCAUUUGUGGGAACACUGGAACUCGAGGGCAGCCAUUAUUAUUGUUGAUAGGUGUAGCGUUGUCUGGAUUGUUUUUAUUUUAGUGGAUAUGGACGAUUUGGAUGACAUGGAAACUGUUGAAAGUCUGAAUUAUGGUGAAGAAGGUGAUGGUGAUGAAGAAGAAACAAAACAAGCUUCGAGUUAUGAAACAAGGAGUGAAGUUUCAGAAUAUGAUACCCGGAGUGAAGCUAGUACCGCCAAAUCAUCUCGAAGUAGAUCAUCUGAUGGGAGACAUAGACAUCGCUUAGUUGUGGUUAGAAAAGAGACUUAUGAUUUUGCCACUAAAUUGAACUACCUAUUUCGUGAUGCAAGAUUUUUCGUCAUUAAGAGUAAUAAUGCAGAAAAUGUUGCACUCUCUAAAGCUAAAGGUGUUUGGUCUACAUUACCUCAAAAUGAUGCAAAAUUAAACCAGGCUGUAAGAGAAUCGAGAAACGUUAUCCUUGUAUUUUCUGUUAAAGAAAGUGGGAGAUUUGCUGGUUUUGCGAGAGUUGUUGGAGAGUCCCGACGUGGCGGAACUCCCAUAUCUUGGGUAUUACCAGCUGGUCUCUCUGCGAAGGCUUUGGAAGAUGUUUUUAAAAUUGAUUGGAUUUGCAAAAAAGAACUCCCAUUUUCUGCCACAAUGCACUUAUAUAACCCUUGGAAUGAAGGUAAACCAGUUAAGAUUGGUAGAGAUGGUCAAGAAAUAGAACCAAGAGUAGGAGCAGAAUUAUGUAGGCUUUUUCCUGAAGAUGAAAAUAUAGAUCUAACUCCAAUCUUAAAGAAAUCAAAGGAGCGAGCUCGACAACUGAAAGAGCGGCCCCAAGUAAGAAAUAGAAGAAGGCCAGAAAGUAGAAAGUAUAGGCGAAGAUUCCGAAGAAAUGCUAGGAGAAGAGAUUUAUAUUCUGAUGCGUAUAUGAGAUUAAUUCCACCUAUUCAUUAUGCACCACCUCCUCCUCCAAUGUUUGGUUAUGAUCCCCCACCUAGAUAUUAUGAUGGGCCAAUAUCAGAUUAUGGUUAUGACAAAAGGAGUUAUGAUAGAACUGUAGAAGAAUUCCUGUGGAGGACCAACAAACGAGAUCAUGAACGUAGCAGAGAGAGGCGCUACAGGGAACGUCGAUAAGUGUCUGUGUUCAAUUUGUGUUUUAUUUUAUAUGUAUAGACUUUAUAUGAACUCAUUUAAAUAUACAAAUUUCCUAUUGAAUUUUCAAAAGACUGUUUUUCAAAGACUCUGCCUUUGUUCUUUUUAAAGAACUAUAUGUUUAUACAUGUCUAAAGACUGAGUAUUUGUAUUUUAAAGAAUUGUGUUGUAGUGCUAUAGUUUUCAAGUGCCUUUAGAUUUACCUUUAAAUGUGUUGGACUUAGGUAUACCUGUUACCUCCUACAAUCCUCCCAGGAAUAUGUGCCUUAAUCCUACCUUGACCUACCUAAUUAUUGAAGUUUAUGUGAAUUAGUGGUACAUUCCAAUUUUAUAGACUUUCUUAUUGAAGGGUGCUCAUUGAAUUUCCUCAAUGAAGUUUCUUUGUGGUAAAGUGAUGAUUUUCUGAGACUUUCAACUUUUAGUCCAUUAGAACUCUGCUAGCUGUAUAAUAUUUCAUUAUUUCUUUAUUUUCUUAACCAUCAAAUGAACAGUUAAAACUAUAUUUGCUCAGUGUUAGCAACUAAGUCACCCAAAAAUCUUAUCAAGCAAAAAUUGUUUAAUUAGUAAGUAAUGUAAUUACAUCAUCUGUUCUUCAGUUAAUGGUAAGUAUCUUCGGUAAGUAAUUUCAACUUAUGGCUUCCAUUUUUUUUUUUCUCUUACUACUAAACUGAUGUAAUGAUGGAUGUAAAUGUUUAAUGCAUUCUACAAAUGAAAAAUAUGUAUUUCUCACACAUAUUCUUUAUUUGUAAAAAUUAAGACAUUGGAUUCUGUGCUUUUAAAUUUAUUGUUAAUUUAUUUUAUUUACUUUCAGGAAAAGUGUUAACUAUCAGCAGUGAUAGGGGAGAUCCAUCUGCUAUUUGACUUAAGAUUAGGGAUUAGUUAAGGGAAUGGUUCUUCCAGUGAGUUUUCCACUCUUGCUUUAAAACAGGAUUCAUUUCAACUUGCCCUUAUAAUUUGAUUAAUUUUGUUGAGUAGACCAAUGCCCCAGGUUUCUUUUAGUGCCCAAGCUUUUCCUGUACUUGGCCACACAGCACAAGUUAUAAUUUGCAUUACCAGUGUUUAAAUGUUGCCUACAUUGUGCUACAAAACACCAGUGUUAGUUCUUUGUUAUUUCUGCACCAUUGAUUAAACCUUGUUGAGAUCCUAAUUAAAUUAAGAAGUGUCAAUCUAAUGUGGUAGCUGAGUACAAGACAGCAGAACCCUACUUUAAAAAAUAUACCAAAAUUAGAUUUAUCUCCAUCCUUUAGUUAAGAAAUAAACUGCUUAUUAAUUAAAUUCCUUUUGAGAUGAAAUUAAAAUAGUAAAGAAUUUUAAAAGUGGCUGUUUAAAAAUACUCCUGCAUUCCAUGUACAGUGAGGCUUUGAGAUCUUUAAUCCAUUACCAACAAUUGUAAACAGUUAUUUUAAUUGUUCAUCCAAACUUUAAUAUAACAAAAUUAUUUAGUAACAACUCUUUUUUCCAUAGCUUCGUAUUAUUAUUAUAUUGUACAGGCAUUAUUUUAAUAACUCAAAAAAGAACAUACAACUAAUUUGAGUGUUGGGAAAUUAGCUUAUUUCAUAAUUAUUCUUUUAAAAUAUUAAAGUACUAACAACCAACCUGGUGCUGAAAAUAUUUUUUUCUUAAUUGCUUAUAUUCAUUGCUGUCCGAUGAGAAAAAGCAGCUCCCACCUUGGGUUAGACCCAUGGUAUAACUUGAAAUCAAGGAAUUGGUUGUUUCAAUUAUGUUACUUUGUAUUCAUCUUACUCCAGGUUAUUAUAUGUCAUCAGAACUCAACAGUUACGAGGAAAUAAAUUUGUAUGGAAACAAGAUGUGCUCUACGAAAAGAUAAAUAAUAAAUACAUGUUUUAUUCUCCAUUGCCGAUCUUCAACAUUUGCAUAAAUGAGUAUUUACGGAUGCUGUUUAUUGAUAUACUUUCUGUUUUCUUUAUCUGCAGUAACUUGUGGAACACCGAUAAAGUUAUUUCUGUACAUUUUAUAAAGAACUUAAAUUACUCCAGCUUCCAAAGAAUUUAUUUUGUUUUUCUGAACGAUUAAACUAUAUUGAUUGCUUCUGUAUUUAAUGUGUCUGCAGCCAAUGGAUCAAUUCAGAACUUGGAAAUAUUUAAUUAAAUUUCUCUUUUUAUUUUUAUGGAGAGCAACUAUCUAUUUUUUUGUCUUCAAAACGCAGAUUGUUUCCAUUAAUUGUUCCAGAUGGUUCAUUAGUUUUCUUGAAAAUGCCUUUUAAUUGUUUUGCUGACUAACCUUUUCUUUUUCUGAAAUGAAGACAAUUCCAAUUGUCAUAUGUAAAUGUACUUACUAUUUGCAGAGUAAUAAUUUAUCAUUUCAACUUAAUGUCUUGUAUAUUCUAAUAUUACAUUUUUAUAGGUUGUUGAAACAUUACAUGCUUUACAAACUUUUUUCCCUUCUACAACUGGUGUUGUUAAAUCUAUUGAGAAGAUUGAAUAUUUUUUUAUUAAAUUGAAUUGGAAAGAGUAAAAGUUAAUUUGUUACCAAAUCCCUUUGGAUAUAAAAUUAAGAAUAAAUUUGGCCUUAGAAAUAUUAUAACUUAAUAAAAGUAUUUCUUUUAUUUAAAAGAAGAUGAGAAAGGGAAUAUUCAAAUGUGAUUCAUUUUUCUAGGUAUUCAGUGAUUUUCCUUUCUUUUUUUAAAAAAAUAGAGGAGUGAUAGGGUGCUGACUUCCAAUGCUCAAGGUUCCAAGUUUGAGUCCAGCUGAUGGUUAAAUUAUUUAUUCUCUUUCAUCACCCUUUGGUCGAUUCUGGGUUUGGGAGACCCUCUUUGGGCACACAGAGCCUCCUAUAAUGCGGGUACUAUUAAUUAAAUACCUUGGUUCUGUGUAAUAUUGGUCAAAUCACUUCUUUGCACUAGUCA
Nezara viridula (southern green stink bug) is the source of this 4037-nucleotide messenger RNA. The record is from the annotation of a GenBank genome assembly. Lineage: Eukaryota; Metazoa; Arthropoda; Insecta; Hemiptera; Pentatomidae.